Kwoniella botswanensis is the source of this 1614-nucleotide messenger RNA. RefSeq lists its product as uncharacterized. Gene Ontology annotation, cellular component: membrane. Gene Ontology annotation, biological process: transport. Bases 1 to 1614 code for a protein of 537 amino acids. The transcript is spliced from 14 exons. NCBI's taxonomy places the organism in Eukaryota, Fungi, Basidiomycota, Tremellomycetes, Tremellales, Cryptococcaceae. Gene Ontology annotation, molecular function: transporter activity. The record is from RefSeq and is a predicted model, not a curated record.
AUGUCCUGUCCUACGACCAACUCCAAUAUAACUGAUACAGACGAAGAUGUGUUUUUCAGUCCUGACGGUAUACAUUGGGAUGCCCAUCGUAUAGGUUGGGCAGUAGCAGGAGGAUGUGCCGCUCUUACAACAUUGAUAACGCUGUUUAACCUCACGAUGCACGCGAUACGGUAUCAGCAUCCUCCCGCUCAGAGGCAGGUCAUGAGGGUAUUACUGAUGCCUGCUGUCUAUUCGAUCGUAUCAUUCUUCUCGUAUAGGUACUACAGGGAAUACGAAUAUUAUAUCUUAGCAGAGACCGCCUACGAAGCCGUCACGUUAUCUGCUUUCUUGAUGCUCCUCAUGGAGCUGGUCUCCAUGGGUACAACAGACCAGCAAAUCAAGACAGCUUUGGCAGAGAAGGAUAAAAAGAAGUUUCCAUUUCCAUUUAACUUUCUUCGAUUCAGAGCUUCCAAACCAUAUUUUUGGCAUGCGUUGAGUUUCAGCGUCAUGCAGUAUGUCAUACUGAGACCUCUGAUUUCUAUCAUCGGGAUCAUAUGUCAAUAUUACGGUGUCCUAUGCCCCGAAGAAUAUUCUGUCCAUUACGCCGAGGUGUAUCUUGACGCCGUGGACUUCGUCUCGAUCUCGGUAGCCCUGUACGGUUUGAUUGUGUUUUACGUGCUGUGUAAAGAUGAGUUGAAAGGUCGUAAACCGUUGAACAAGUUCCUGGCCAUCAAAUUGAUUGUCUUCUUCACUUUCUAUCAAUCCUUCCUAUUCUCGAUUCUGCAGACCUACGGGGUCAUCAAAGGCACUGCCUUAUGGACAGCUACCAACGUCUCCAACGGUCUAGCAGCGCUGUGCACGUGUGUAGAAAUGGUCUUCUUCAGUAUUUACAUGGGUUGGGCCUACAAUUGGACUGAUUAUACCGACCCGUUGAAGAGCCCGUAUCAACGUCGUACCUCUUUCAAAACGUAUUCACAAGCUAUAUGGGACACAAUCAACCUAGCAGAUUUCGGUAGGGAGAUCUACCUCGCGUGCAAAUUCUUAGUGGAUUAUAUAAGAGGCAAACCGGGUACUCAUUCGAGUAGUACAAAGUUACAGAAGACAUUCAUGCCUGAUACGAUCGUAGACGAAGAUCGACCUCAAGAACUAUCGAACUUGAAGACCGGGUAUGCAAACAACCAGAAGCUCGAUUCCAAUCCGACAGACCAACGAGGAGGUUUCACGUCAUCUCCACCACCCCAGCAACAGCAUCAGCAAACUAGGAGAUCAUCCAGUGGUAACAUGACCCCUACCUUGAGAUUUACCAAGUCGUAUCAACGCUUGCAGGAAGGUAACCCUCAGUACACACCUCAAGGACAAGAAGCUUUCCCAUCUGCUCAUCCUACUGGGACCAAUCAGUACACCUCAUCCGCGAAUGAUUGGUCUCAUCCGAAUCAGACAAAUGUGCAGUGGCCCGAAGCCAGACCUAAUGCGGCGUAUCCUGCUGAUACUGAUGCUCGAGAGAUGGGUCAGAGACAGGGUCAGAGAGGAUGGGAAGGGCUUUCACACUCGCAGAGAUCGAGAGGAUAUAAUUAUAACCAGCCAGAUUCGUAUCAUGGUGACGAGGGUAUACCUGGUAACCCUAAGCUGUUUUAG